UCUCCAUCAGCCUCUUCAAAGAUGUGAUGAAGGCCGUGGUGGGGAUAAACAAGAAAAAGAUGAAGAAGAGAGUGCAGAGGGUCCUGCUCCCGCUCUUCCUCCACAUGAGCGACGAGAUCGAGAGCGUGGCACAGGCCUCUAGGGACACCCUCCUCGCCUGUGCCGAGUUCCUGGGGUGGAGGAAGCUCAGCCACCUGGCCAAGACAAACCAGACGCACCUGAUCGGAGAGUCCUUGUUAGUGCAUGACAGGAGCAGGGCGGAAGACUAUCUGUUUCAGAGCCUGCAGUACCUGCGCAACGCUCAGGCCACCUUGCGAGAGGUGGCUGUCAGGUUCAUUGGUGAGCCACGGCUUGCCGUGCAGCACCUGAGGAACCUAAGUCAGACCAAGGUGUGGAAUGUCUGCAACGCCCUCUUGCCCUUGAGGAGAGACACGGAGCGCUUGGUCAGCUCCCUGGCAGCUCAGACCGUCUUCAAACUGACAAAACGCGUGAGAACACGAGGAUGGAGCCUGCGGUGGCUGUGCUGCUGUCUCGGCUGA
This is a messenger RNA of Chroicocephalus ridibundus (black-headed gull), 539 nucleotides long. Its product is annotated as maestro heat-like repeat-containing protein family member 2A. Gene Ontology annotation, cellular component: cytoplasm. The coding region runs from base 27 to 539 and encodes 170 amino acids. The record is from RefSeq and is a predicted model, not a curated record. The transcript is spliced from 5 exons. Lineage: Eukaryota; Metazoa; Chordata; Aves; Charadriiformes; Laridae.